AUGAAGCGCGUCGCGUUCGUGCUCGUUGCCCUCCUGGCCCUCGUGGCCGGCGUGCUGAGCGCCGGGGAGUUCUCGCACCCUAGCGUCAUCGAGCUGAGCUCGAAGAACUUCGACGCCAGCGUCAGCGACGGCAACGUCUGGUUCAUCAAGUUCUACGCGCCGUGGUGCGGGCACUGCAAGCGUCUGGCGCCUACAUGGGGCGAGCUCGCGGACGCUACCAAGUCCAUUCCCGACGUCGGCUCGAAGAUCCGCGUCGCGCACCUCGACUGCACGAAGAACCGCGAGGUCUGCACGACGUACGAAAUCAGGGGCUACCCCACGCUCAAGGUCUUCCACGGCGGCGAGGGCCAGGAGGCGUACCGUCAGGCGCGCAGCUUCGAUGCCCUGAAGAAGUACAUCACCGGCAAGGCCAAGGACCUGCUCACGGAGACCACCGCGUGA
Messenger RNA from Pedinophyceae sp. YPF-701, 441 nucleotides. Lineage: Eukaryota; Viridiplantae; Chlorophyta; Pedinophyceae. The record is from the annotation of a GenBank genome assembly.